AUGAAAACGGCAGAAGAGAGACUUAGGUUUAAAAAUCACUUUUUUAAAUUAGGACAAGGAAGGUUAAUACCCAGCUCUGAUUCUACCUAUUGGGAUGCAUUCUGGAAGGAACCAGAGACCACGAGUGAUAUUUAUGAAUUAAUCACACCGUAUGACAUAAGAACUAUUCGGGAACAAAAUAGGGCUAAUUUUGUAUUGAUGAUAAGGGUGUUGAUAUUGAGGCUUACUUAUUUAGCACAGCAUGAAAAUUUCCCUAGUAAGGAUGCUCCAGUAUCCGAAUUAUUAAACUGCAUCCGUUUUUUAACAAAACUACUUCCAUUUGUAUUUGAAUUACCCGAGUAUUGUAGUGAAUUGGAUGAUAUUUUGUUUUGGUCUGAAACGUUCGACCCGAUGACAGUGGCCACUGGGUCAUCUUUGAAUAAUAUUCAGACACCAGUAAGCGUGCUAGGAGGUGAAAAAGAGAAUGAAAAGACUGUAAAUAAAGAAAAUAUUCUCGGUGUUAAUAUAGUGAAAUGCCUCGUGGACUUGUUGUUUAUCAGAUCGUUUACAAUGGAUGUACCAAUUGGCGAUGAGGGCAGAAGCGGUAGUAAAAGAAUGAUGAGUGUAUGGGAGCCAGGUAUUGGAACAACAGCAAAAUAUCAAACUCCGAAUCUCAUAAUUGAUAGUAAUCGAAUGGAGGUAUUGAAACUUAUGCUUGUUUUGAUGACAACCUCGGUUUAUCUGGUUCCAUCUCAAGUUGUAUCGAAUGGGUCGAAGUUUUUAACAUUAUUGGUAGCCACUACGCCGCGUGUGGAGCUAUUGAUUCUUGUAUGCUCAUUGAUGAACUUGUUGUGCAGAUCUGCUAGAAGUCCCGUUGAGGAAAAUAUGCUAUUCUACAGGAAUAUUGAGCUCACUGAAAUGAGACAUCUAUGUGUUACUUAUGCGACCCAACUAUUGACACUAAUGAUUGUCUACCCAUUACCUUCGCAACCUAACUUACAAUUCUUGUAUGAUCUAAACUUACUUACGACGGCUAAGCCAUUCAAUAUGGCACGGGUGUAUAUUGGUAAGUUACGUAAAGAGAAUGAAUUACUAUUUUUGGCAUCAUAUUUGAUCAAUGUCUUGAGAGCACCUAUGCAAAGUUCUAAAGAAUCUGAAAAUUUAAAAUUUAAUUUGAAUACAGGUCGACAAAACCAAGUAUCAAUAUGGGCUACCGAGUGUAUAAUGCUCUUGUGGGAAUUGUUUCAAUGUAAUAAAUCCUUCAGAACUUUAGUUGGAGAAAGAUACUUGCAUGAAUUACUAGUGAUAAUGUUGUACUAUGUAUGCACUUAUCAUAGGAAUGUCAAUCAUAAAAAUUCAGUUCGCAUAUUUUCUUACUUCAUUUUAUACUUAUCCUCAGACUGCUUAAUAAUGGAUAAAUUAUUCGAACCAAUGGAUCUUACAUUUUAUGAGUCCUUGCCUACUGGUUAUAAAAUAAGUCCAGGACCAGUGACUUAUAGAGAUUUCAUUGUUACUCAAAUAUGCAAGUUAUUGAUUACUUUAUCAUCAGGGAGCAAUAACACAAACAAUGCAAAACCAAGUUUGUUAUUGACUACUUUAGUAGAGAUUUUAUAUAAUUUGAUCCCUGUGGUUUCUAGUAAAGACAUAGAAGUGAAGGAUGACCCGGAGAAAAAAUUAGGCAAUUCUAAUCCAAGAGGUGGUCUUUCGUAUGGUGCAUGUUCGUCUAUCACCCAAUUGAUACUAAAAUUCUCCACUCGUCCAUUUUUAUUAGAUGCAUCGUUCAAUGCUGAUUUACUUGCAUUAAUAUUUCGAUCUGUUUGCACAGCCAUAAUUAAGUAUCCAAAACCAUCAAGAAUGCUCUUAUUUUCGAUGCUAAAGAAUGAAAAGGUGUAUGAUCAAGUCUGGAGCACAAUUUACAGUUUCAGUACAGAAUACUUCAGUGGGGACACUCUUGUAUUGAAUUCGAUAGAUGAUAAUGAAGACGAAAAUAUCAGUCCGUUGCAACAAAUUGAUUCUAAUAGAUCUGAUCAAGUAUCCAUUAGUUCUUCUAUAGAAUCAGAGGCAAAUGAUUCUAUUUUCAUAAAUAAUUUUACAAGUCCAAAAUCGAGGCAUGGUUCAAAUGUAAGUGGGUCUAUACCGCCACUGACUCCUGAAUUUGAUUUAAAUUUCUUUGAAGACGAAUCACAAGCAAUUGAUUCUGCAUUGAGACCCAAGCCACCGACUGGUAUGUCUCAGAAGGCUAGAGAUAAAUUACCGAAAGAUGCACCUUUGAAAAGAUCGUGGGGCGGAAAUGAUUCUUUAAGAAUUAUAUUAACUAUAAUUAUCCCUCAUUUGAAGCUCGUUUUGAAGGAGAUAUGGUCUAGUAGAGAAGGUCCAAGCAUUGAUAGCUUUUUGCUAGUUAAAUACAUCGAAUCCACAGAUUUCGAUAAGUUAAUUCAGGAGAAUAAAGGACAAUUGAACUAUGAUUUUUUACCUACAACUCCACUAGAACCAUUGAAAUUUAAUUGGAGCCACCUAUCUUUAGGGUGGUAUAUGUCGCUUUUGUUUGGUAAUGUAUAUAAUGCUGGAGACAACGUCAAGGCAUUUACUGGAUAUAAGAAUAAGAUUAUGAAGAAUUUUUCAUCAACUUUGGUUUCGUUUAGUAAGCUUACCUCAGGCUGGGCUGGUUUGAACAUGCAAUUAACAGGUACAGGGACGAUGUCAAACGAUUCUGAUGUGGUUUCCAGUUACGUUGAAAGUGCUCUUACCAACAUUAACCCCUGGGCAUACACCUCGAUCAAAUUAUUUAAGAUAGAGCCUGCCGUUAAUGAAGGAUUUUUUGGUUCAGCUAACGCAAAAGUAGCCAAUAACGUCAUGGCUUCCCCGAGUACACCUAAUGGGGUAAAUGAUAUGGCAAGUACGUUAGCAAGAAAAUUUAGUGACUUCCGUAUCCGAAACAACAGUUCAUCUAGUAUAUCCUCAAUGCAGUCUGCGAACUCCAUCUUAAACACUCCAAUUGAUGAGCAAGAAGCAUGCUUUGGUAAGUACAUCCCGAGAAAUUCUGUUAGUUCAUUACAUUCUUUGAACACAUUAAACAGAUCAAGAACAAAUACUCCUAGGAACUCAGUCUGCAUGUGA
Molecule: messenger RNA, 3096 nt
Organism: Debaryomyces hansenii CBS767
Lineage: Eukaryota; Fungi; Ascomycota; Pichiomycetes; Serinales; Debaryomycetaceae
Exons: 1
Coding region: 1-3096 (1031 amino acids)
Cellular component (GO): membrane; Golgi trans cisterna; Golgi medial cisterna
Source: RefSeq, a predicted model, not a curated record